AUGGACUGCCAUUAUAAAGUAACAAUCCCUCAUUCUCCGAUUUUUACUUUAUUUUUCUUAAUUAUUAUCUCACUUCCUCCAAAUGCUGCCAAUAUUGUAAAAAUUGCCCAUUUACAGCCAAAUAAUCCAGCAAUUGUACAUGAACCUCAGGUUUUGAAAAUGUGUUCAAACAACUUGAAGGAACGGAAAAUUCUUCCGGAUGUUAUUAGUUUUGAUGUAUUUACAAUGGAAUCAUGUAACCGUUAUAGUGGAGUGGAACACGCCGCCUACCUUCAUUAUGUCCGAAAUGCUAGUGUUUAUUUUGGUCCGGGAUGCAAUAACGAAAUUUUGGUUAUUGGCAGACUUGUCUCUCGUUGGAAUGUUCCAAUCGUUGCUCACAUGUCUGGAGACGAUGCACUUUCUGAUAGAAGCGUUUUUGACACUUUAAGUUCUGUAGCUCUCACUUCAGCAACAGAAAUGGCUCGUGCUACACUUACUUUUCUUCAACUUUAUGGAUGGAAACAAGUUGGUCUAGUUCGUUCAAAUGUCAACUUUGACCGUUUAUCUCUACAUUCCCUCAAAAAUUAUUUGAAAGAUGCCCAGAUUGAUAUCAACAUUGAAAUUGAAUUGGACCCUUAUAUGACUCCAGACGAGAUUAUUGCUACAGGGAGACUUAAAUUGCUUAGAAAUAGAGCUAGAAUUAUUAUUGUUGAAAUGGGCCUCGAUUUACACACUAACCGUGCUUUUAUGGUUGCGAUCCAUCGUACACAAUUAAAGACAAAUGGUCUGGAAUUUUUUAAAUUAAUUAAUCCCAUUCAAAUUACAGAAUUUGUCUAUAUAAUCCCUUGGCUAGCACAUAUGCAUGAUCACUACCCUUGGGAAGCUAGCAACAUUGACAAACUCGAAACAAAAAUGGCUUUUGAUGAUACUAUAGUCAUUACUGCCCAUGGCUACGAUAAAAAGUUCAUUGAAGAUUUUGAAUUAAAAUUUUCUAAAGUGACUGGGGUAAUUAGCAGUCAUUAUGCUACACUUUCUUAUAUGUCACUUUAUGAUGCUUUAUAUUUGUAUGGAUUAGCUCUUCGAGAUGCUUAUGAUGAAACAAAAAAUGACAGUAUUUAUGUAGACGGAUCUUUUAUUUGGAAGAAAAUGACUGCGCGUCAAUUUCUUGGCUCGACUGGCCAAGUUUUAAUGAACAAUAAAGCUGUUAGGGUGCCAAGUUAUGCUACUUAUUUAACAAAAAAUGGGACAAUGCGUAUUGUUGUUGAACUAGAAGCUAGAUUAGGGGAUAAAUUGAAAUGUGCAGUGUCUGACAAUGAUUGUUCUGAACAUGUGGCCCAUGAGGUUAAUAGCAACUUUUGGCAUAGCUAUGAUGGGCAUUUACCUACUGAUAUGCCAAAAUGUGGUUUUGAUGGAAGUAUCUGUGAUUAUACGAUGCUUUAUGUUGCCAUUGGAAUUGUGCUCUUCUUCCUUAGUAUGUCGAAUGUGAUAAGAUCUACUAGAUAGUUAGACACUUAACCCGAUAUCUCUUUGCAUACUGUUGGUUCAUUCAUUUGUGACUGGACCUGUGCCAAUUCUACUAGGAAAACAAGAGAGAUUAAUUAGGUUUACGUGGAUUAGGGAUGCCUCUGGUUGAGACAAAAAAUGUCUGGUCAAAUUUUCAAAAUUUCCUUCAAAUCGUGGUUUGAAUCGAAAAAAGCCAAGAUCUAUGACUGGACCUGGGGAAUUACUGAUUCG
Molecule: messenger RNA, 1713 nt
Organism: Meloidogyne enterolobii
Lineage: Eukaryota; Metazoa; Nematoda; Chromadorea; Rhabditida; Meloidogynidae
Source: the annotation of a GenBank genome assembly